ACUGCCCUACGGCUGGUGGAAAUGAUGAAUGGCCUCAAAAAACUGAUUCAUAUUCUUGGGGUGCACAAACCACAGACAAAUCGAUGACAGAAACAAGUUCUUGGGGUGCUCAAUCACAAACCGAAACAAGCUCAUGGAAUGCUCAAACUACGGAUAAGUCUCGAGGCGAUCCCUGGGGUUCUCAAGCCGCAGACAAAUCACAAACUGGAACCAAUACAUGGGGUGCUCAAGCCACAGAUAAACCUCAAAACGAUUCCUGGGGUGCUCAAACCACUACCAAGUCAAAUACGUGGGGUGCUCAAGCCGCGGACAAGGCUCAGAGCGGAUCUCGGGGUCCUCAAACCACUAACAAGCCUCAGACUGAAACAAAUUCAUGGGGUGCUCAAGCUCAAGCCACGGACAAGUCCCGAGGCGAUCCCUGGGGUUCUCAAACUACUAACAAAUUUCAAACUGAAACAAAUUCAGGGGGGGCUCAAACCACAAAUAAGUCUCAAAGCGAUCCUUGGGGUUCUCAAACCAAUAACAAACCUCAAACUGAACCAAAUUCAUGGGGUGCUCAAGCCGCUGACAAGUCUCCAAACGAUUCCUGGGGUUCUCAAACGGCAGACAAAUCUCAGAUUAAAACAAAUGCUCCUUGGGGUGCUCAAGCUGCUGACAAGUCUCAAAGCGAUCCUCGGGGAUCUCAAACUGAAACAAAUUCUCCCUGGCCUGCUAAAGCAGGCAAGUCUCAAACUGAUUCUUGGGGUUCUCAAGCUACAACUAAGUCUCGAACAAAUUCUCCUUGGGGUGCUAAAACAGACAAACCUCAAACAGAACCUUGGGGUUCUCAAGCUCCAAACAAAUCUCGAACAAAUUCUCCUUGGGGUGCUAAAACCGAUAAGCCUCAAACUGAUUCUUGGGGUUCUCAAACAGUUAAUAAAUCGCAGGCUGAUUCAAAUUCAUCCUGGGGUGCUAAAACCGAUAAGCCUCAAACUGAUUCUUGGGGUUCUCAAACAGUUAAUAAAUCGCAGGCUGAUACAAAUUCAUCCUGGGGUGUUAAAACCAACAAGCCUCAAACUGAAUCUUGGG
This is a messenger RNA of Ambispora leptoticha, 1068 nucleotides long. Lineage: Eukaryota; Fungi; Glomeromycota; Glomeromycetes; Archaeosporales; Ambisporaceae. The record is from the annotation of a GenBank genome assembly.